This is a messenger RNA of Orbicella faveolata, 2776 nucleotides long. RefSeq names its product mitochondrial dicarboxylate carrier-like. NCBI's taxonomy places the organism in Eukaryota, Metazoa, Cnidaria, Anthozoa, Scleractinia, Merulinidae. Gene Ontology annotation, biological process: transmembrane transport. The record is from RefSeq and is a predicted model, not a curated record.
UUUUCGGUCGUUGCGAGGAUUCCUAACAUUCCGGGUAUUCCGGGUACUCCGGUUCCGGUUCCAAAUUCCAGAAUUUCUUGUUUUCCAAUGCCCAUGUGCUCGUAUCACGUGAGAAGAGAUUACGUUAUAUAAAAUUAAUGAAGUGUUACAUAUAGUAGGUUCGCCGGCACGAACGGACGGAAAUGUCAGCUGAAGUAAAAGAGGGAGCGAAGCCAGGAUCUAGAGCUGUCAAAGUAACAGCUAAGAAACACAGAUGGUAUCUCGGUGGCAUCGCUUCGGCUAUGGCGGCUGCCUGUACCCACCCGUUGGAUCUGCUAAAGGUUCAUCUGCAAACUCAGCAGCAGGUUACACAGAGGUUGUCAUCCAUGGCUGUUCAUGUAGUACGGACACAAGGUGUUCUGGCCCUCUACAAUGGACUAUCUGCUUCUCUCACGAGACAGCUCACGUAUUCCACAACACGUUACGGAUUGUAUGAAGUAGUGUCAGCUGAACUUCGAAAAGGAGAUGCCCCACUACCAUUUUAUCAGAAAAUUGCUGUCGGAGCUAUGUCAGGUUUUGUGGGUGCAUUCGUUGGAAAUCCUGCAGAUAUGGUGAAUGUGAGGAUGCAAAAUGAUGUUAAAAUAAUGGAUGUUACCAAGAGAAGAAAUUACAAGCAUGUGUUUGAUGGUCUAUACAGAACAGCAACAGAAGAGGGUAUUGCUACGUGGAUGAAGGGUGUCCAAAUGACGUCAUUUAGAGCUGUACUGAUUACCGUGGCCCAGGUGUGUGUUCAUCUGCAAACUCAGCAGCAGGUUACACAGAGGUUGUCAUCCAUGGCUGUUCAUGUAGUACGGACACAAGGUGUUCUGGCCCUCUACAAUGGACUAUCUGCUUCUCUCACGAGACAGCUCACGUAUUCCACAACACGUUACGGAUUGUAUGAAGUAGUGUCAGCUGAACUUCGAAAAGGAGAUGCCCCACUACCAUUUUAUCAGAAAAUUGCUGUCGGAGCUAUGUCAGGUUUUGUGGGUGCAUUCGUUGGAAAUCCUGCAGAUAUGGUGAAUGUGAGGAUGCAAAAUGAUGUUAAAAUAAUGGAUGUUACCAAGAGAAGAAAUUACAAGCAUGUGUUUGAUGGUCUAUACAGAACAGCAACAGAAGGUUUCCAUUUCAUUUUCAGGAUGCAAAAUGAUGUUAAAAUAAUGGAUGUUACCAAGAGAAGAAAUUACAAGCAUGUGUUUGAUGGUCUAUACAGAACAGCAACAGAAGAGGGUAUUGCUACGUGGAUGAAGGGUGUCCAAAUGACGUCAUUUAGAGCUGUACUGAUUACCGUGGCCCAGGUAGCCUGUUAUGACCAAACAAAACAAUUGUUACUCACGACAGGAUAUUUCAGUGAUAACAUGUUAACACACUUUACUGCAAGUUUCAUAGCGGGUACAAUAGCUACUGGCAUCACACAGCCUGUUGAUGUAAUGAAGACAAGACUCAUGGAAGCAAAACCAGGACAGUACAAGAGCAUUAUGCAUUGCGUGCUUCACACAGCAAGGCUUGGACCAAUGGGAUUUUACAAGGGUUUUGUCCCAGCCUGGAUCCGUUUGGAACCUUACACAAUUUUGACAUGGAUGUUCCUCGAACAGCUUAGAGUGUUCUUUCCCUUGAAGCAGUCAGAGUGAUGUAAUCAGAUUCACGGUUAAUAAUCUUAAUACAGGGAUCGGAAUACGGUAUUUUCUCGGUUGACAUGUGGCAUCUCACCCGAUUAGUUUGUAGCUGUUUUGCUGGCAAAUACAGCUAUUUCUUAAUUAGCAUAUACCCAUUGGUGAAUGUCUGUGGGUUCCUCACGCCAAUCGGAAAAUGUCUACCAUCGGUAACCAAUCAAAUUUGGGCGUCUUUUUAACUGUCAUAAGGCUGAAUCCGCUGCGGCCACUAGACCUGGAGACCCUUCCUCCUGGCAGCCACGUAUUCUGAAUAGCUGUGAUUUUGUAGUGUCAGUUUAUUUGAAAAUCAGCGAGCAAACUCAGAAAACCUGCACGAUAUCCAUAGUACAUGUUGCAGACCAUAUUUAAAGUUGGAAAAUUGUAGCUGCUUAAACGUGUUAGAAAUUUCAAAUUGUGAAAAGAAAAACCAAAGCAAUAAUCAAAACAAAACAGACAAAAGAAGUACAUAAGUUUUGAGCGUUCCGUUACUGGUGUUUCUUUUUUUAAUAUUUCUUGCCUUACUAGCUGUACAAAGAAAUCAUCAGACCAGGACCAUCUUUGUCUCCCCCCUCCCCCCACCCCUCCCUGCGACAGGAACAAGACAGGCAAUUGAAAUUGCAUUACAGUUUUUAGGCAUUGGUCAUUGUUAUCUUUACACAUUUUUUAAAAUAAGAAAGGCCUUUUUUGAUGGGAAAUCAAACGAAAGCGCCGGAUUAACUAUAUUGUGGAGAGACUUUUCUUAAAACUUUUAAAGAGCUGGUUUUUGGAAAUUUCCAAUAAUUUCAGCGGUCUAUUUAGAAGAGAAGAAACAACUCUCUAUUUGUGCGUCAAUAUAUUUAUAUAAGGUCAUAGAAAGAAACGAAAUUAUGCACAUUGCUCAUCUGUGAAUUUACUAAUAAAAUAGACUUAAAUAUUAUUGGAUAGCAUUAUAAGAGUAAGAUAAAAUGCGAAAUAACGCGUACUAAUGCGUACUAACGGCGGAAUAUUACUGUUGAAAGAAUAUUUUCUUUUUUUCUUUCAAUUAUUUCAUCAACACAUCAAUAUGGUCAUGCACUGUUAUCUAGUGCUUUAUUCUUAUUAAAACAUACGGAGAACACAAAAAUCGA